AUGGUUUUCUCCAUCUGGGAUAAUAAGCCUGCGCUUGCACCUAAUGGAUCAACUGUGAACUUGGCUAACAGUGGACUAGAGCUUACAAGUCCUCAGGGUGAAGAGCUAUGGAAAUCUGAAACCAUUGUUGGUGUUGUUGCCAAUGCGAAAAUUGAAAGAAGUGGGACGCUUUCAUCUCGAUAUUCGGAGACUGACUAUUCAAAGGGACGGCUCCAGCUGCUUCUGCAAGAAGAUGGGAAACUUGUGCUCAGCUCCAUAAACUUGCCAACAGAAUUUGCCAACGAACCUUACUAUGAAACCGACACUACCUCAGGGACUGUGGCAGGUAGUGAAGGUAAAGAAUUGGUUUUCAAUGUCUCAGGCUACUUGUAUGUUCUGAGAGAGAAUGGUGGAAAGUACAAUCUUGCAGGGGAAAAGGUAGUCUCAGCAAGGGACAACUAUAUUAGAGCAACUCUCAACUUUGAUGGGAUUUUCGCUCAAUAUUAUCACCCAAAGAAUUUCACUGGAAAUGUAAGCUGGACUCUUCUGUGGUCAGAGCCAGAUGAUAUUUGCCGAAGAAAUACAGAAGAUUCAGGUUUUGGUAUUUGUGGGUACAACAGUAUCUCCAAGCUCAACGCUGAUAAUAGGCCAACCUGUCAAUGCCCAAGAGGAUUCUCUUUACUUGAUCCAAAGGAACCAUUUGGGAGCUGCCAACCGGAUUUCAUACAAGGCUGUGAAGAAGAUGAGCUUACUACCACAAAAGAUCCAUAUGAUGUAAUCGUGAUGACAAAUAUUGAUUGGCCAAUCUCAGAUUAUGCGGAGUUCAGACCUUUUACUGCAGAAAAGUGCAAUGAAUCUUGCUUUCAAGAUUGUUUGUGUGCUUUUGCUGUUUUCAGGAAUGAAACCUGCUGGAAAAAGAAAUUACCUCUCUCAAAUGGGAGAGUGGAUGUCAGUCUUAAUUCAAAGGCUUUCUUCAAAGUCAGAAAGGAUAACACAACUCUACAAUUUUCUCCAAUGCCAAAUCCAGAUGAUAAGAAGAAGAAGAGCAGUAACACUUUGAUACCCAUGGAAUCUUGCUGCUGUUUGUCUGGGAUUUUCUUCGUUUUCCAGAAGGAACAAGUAAGGUCUAUCAAAAAUAUGUUGGACUCAAAUUUGUGUUCUUUUAGUUACCAACAGCUUCAAGAAGCUACAAAUGGAUUCACAGAAGAAUUAGGAAGGGGUGCGUUUGGAGUUGUUUACAAAGGGACAAUACAAAUUGGUUCUGGUGUCCAAGUGGCAGUGAAGAAGCUAAACUGUGUGAUACAAGAUGGUGAGAAGGAAUUCAAGACAGAACUGAGCGUAAUUGGUAAGACACAUCACAAGAAUCUAGUUUGCCUGGUUGGGUAUUGUGACGAAGGGCAACAUCGAUUGCUAGUAUACGAGUUCUUAAGCAAUGGCACGUUAGCAAGCUUCCUUUUUGCUGAUACAAAACCCAGUUGGACGCAGCGAAUUGAAAUUGCUUGUGGAGUUGCCAAGGGACUUUUGUACUUGCAUGAAGAGUGCAGCACCCAAGUCAUCCAUUGUGAUAUAAAGCCUCAGAACAUACUGCUUGACGAUUAUUACACUGCUCGGAUCUCUGAUUUUGGAUUGGCAAAGCUUUUGAUGAUGAAUCAGAGCCACACACAUACUGCCAUUAGAGGAACAAAAGGGUAUGUUGCCCCUGAGUGGUUCAGGAACAUGCCAAUCACUGCCAAAGUUGAUAACAUUACAUCGGAGAGAAAAAUCACUUAUUUCAAUGAUUUGUUUGGUGCUACACAUAAUUAAGCGGGAUUUUAUGUAUCAAGAAAUAUUAGGAAUCAGAACAAAGAUUAGGAGUAAUGACUGAUUUCAAUCUUAUCUAGAUGCAGUCAAAUUAGGUUAUCAAGAAAUGUUAGACUCAUUCACUCUCUGUUUUCUUACGUGCACUUAAAUUCUGCCAAUUAGAUAAUACAUUGAAUCACGCAAUUCCUCCAUGGCUACAAGCCAAGGUAACAAAAAUUUACAAACCAUUACACAAGACAUUAUUAUGAAAUCCACCACACUUACUAUGAACAAUUUAUUUUUCUUGUAUGUAAAUAUUAAUAGAACAUUUACAUACAUGAUCAUUCAAUUCGAA
Molecule: messenger RNA, 2113 nt
Organism: Prunus dulcis (almond)
Lineage: Eukaryota; Viridiplantae; Streptophyta; Magnoliopsida; Rosales; Rosaceae
Product: G-type lectin S-receptor-like serine/threonine-protein kinase LECRK3
Exons: 5
Coding region: 1-1782 (593 amino acids)
Biological process (GO): protein phosphorylation
Molecular function (GO): protein kinase activity; ATP binding
Source: RefSeq, a predicted model, not a curated record